This is a messenger RNA of Impatiens glandulifera, 3892 nucleotides long. RefSeq names its product topless-related protein 4-like. The record is from RefSeq and is a predicted model, not a curated record. The transcript has 26 exons. Gene Ontology annotation, biological process: regulation of DNA-templated transcription. Gene Ontology annotation, molecular function: protein binding. The coding region runs from base 142 to 3576 and encodes 1144 amino acids. NCBI's taxonomy places the organism in Eukaryota, Viridiplantae, Streptophyta, Magnoliopsida, Ericales, Balsaminaceae.
AUAUGUUCUUACGCUUCACAUCUUUGUUCUGUGCAAAAUCCCUUUGAGAUAGAAAGACCAGCAAAUGACCUCUGCCUGUCUGUAAUCAUCUAAUUUCCGAUCUGUUUCUUUCUACAAUCUAAGUUUGAGACAGGACAAACAAUGUCAUCCUUGAGCAGAGAGCUUGUCUUCCUUAUUCUUCAGUUUUUGGAGGAAGAGAAAUUCAAAGACAGUGUUCAUAGACUGGAGCUAGAAUCAGGAUAUUUCUUCAACAUGAGAUAUUUUGAGGAAUUAGUGACAAAUGGAGAAUGGGAUGAUAUUGAGAAGUAUUUAUCGGGAUUUACAAAGGUAGAUGAUAACAGAUACUCAAUGAAGAUCUUUUUCGAGAUUCGGAAACAAAAGUAUUUGGAAGCCCUCGACAGGAAAGAUCGUUCUACGGCUGUGGAGAUUCUAGUGAAGGAUUUGAAAGUCUUUGCAGCGUUUAAUGAAGAUCUCUUUAAAGAAAUAACUCAGCUUCUAACCUUGGAGAAUUUUAGGGAUAAUGAGCAAUUAUCUAAGUAUGGGGAUACAAAGUCUGCUAGGAAUAUAAUGCUCGCUGAACUGAAAAAGUUGAUUGAAGCUAACCCUUUGUUUAGAGAUAAGCUGGCGUUUCCUAGUCUGAAAAACUCGAGGCUUAGGACACUAAUCAACCAGAGCUUGAAUUGGCAGCACCAGCUUUGUAAGAAUCCAAAGUCUAACCCUGACAUCAAGACCUUAUUUGUAGACCAUUCUUGUGGACAAUCGCAGCCAAAUGGUGCCCGUGCUCCAUCACCUGUUGCUAAUCCCUUAAUGGGUGCUGCUCCUAAAACCGGGGGGUUUCUACCUUUAAGUGCACAUGGACCAUUUCCAUCUGCACCCGCUCCUCCUAUGCCAACUUCUCUUGCCGGUUGGAUGGCUAGUCCUUCUUCUGUUCCUCAUCCCUCAGCAUUGACUGUGCCCAUUGGUUUCACCACUCCUAAUAAUUCUGCAGCACUUUUAAAGCGUCCAAGAUCUCCUCCUACAAACAACACUGCUGCGGAUUAUCAGUCAGCAGAUUCUGAACAUGUAUUAAAGAGAGCAAGACCUUUUGGAAUGAUAGAUGAAGUUAACAACCAUCUUGUUAAUAUGCUACCAGUUGGAUUUAGUGCUCAGAGUCAGAGCCAUGGUCAGAGUUCAUAUUCUUCUGAUGAUUUGCCAAAAGCUGUUGUCAUGAAUCUUAAUACAGGAUCAGCUGUUAAGAGCAUGGAUUUCUAUCCUGCUCAACAAACUAUUCUUCUUGUUGGGACCAAUACCGGCGAUAUUAUGUUAUGGGAGUUAGGCAGUCGUGAGAGACUCGUUGUUCGUAACUUCAAGGUUUGGGAACUUGCAACUUGUUCUGUCUCGUUACAGGCAUCUCUAUCCGGUGAUUAUGCUGCAUCGGUCAAUCGUGUAACAUGGAGUCCCGAUGGUACCUUGUUUGGUGUUGCAUACUCUAAGCACAUUUUUCAUGUAUACUCGUAUAAAGGAGGUGAUGAUGUCCGCAACCAUAUAGAGGUUGAUGCUCACGUUGGAAGUGUCAAUGACAUUGCUUUCUCUUAUCCAAAUAAACAACUCUCAGUUAUCACUUGUGGCGAGGAUAGGCUCAUCAAGGUGUGGGAUGCGGCUACGGGAGCCAAACAAUUCAUCUUCGAGGGACACGAAGCACCCGUAUACUCUUUGUGUCCGCACCAAAAGGAGAAUAUUCAGUUUAUCUUUUCAACUGCAACAAAUGGGAAAAUAAAGGCAUGGCUAUAUGAUAAUGCGGGAUCUAGAGUUGACUAUGAUGCACCAGGUCAUUCCUCCACUGCAAUGGCAUACAGUGCUGAUGGAUCGAGGUUGUUUUCGUGUGGAACCAAUAAAGAAGGAGAUUCUUACCUUGUGGAAUGGAAUGAAAGCGAAGGUGCAGUCAAACGUACUUAUCAUGGACUUGGAAAGCGAGCGAAUGAAGUUGUCCAAUUUGACACCACUAGGAACCGGUUCUUAGCAGUUGGAGAUGAAUUCAUGGUGAAAAUUUGGGAUAUGGACAAUCUUAAUAUAUUUACAACAAUAGAUGCAGAUGGUGGACUCUCGGCUUCUCCUUGUGUUAGAUUCAGCAGGGAAGGGCUAUUUUUGGCUGUCUCAACAAAUGAUAACGGUAUUAAAAUCUUGGCAAAUUCAGAUGGAGUUCGGUGUCUUCGAACUCUAGAAAGUAGAUCGUUUGAUGUUUCUAAGGUUGGCUCUGCGCCAAUUGUGAAGUGUGUACAGGCCCCUUCUAUAACUGCGUUUGGUUCUGCUAGUGGAACUGUUGGAUCAAACGUCAUCGACCGUCCUGGUCAGAUGGUGCCGAUUCUUGCAAUGAAUGGUGAUAAUGCAAGAAGCUUGCCAGAUGUAAAACCUAGAAUUAACGAGGAAUCAACAGAAAAGUCUAGGAUUUGGAAACUGACAGAAGUGAACGAGGCAUCACAGUGUCGAUCCUUGAGACUGCCUGAUAAUUUGACUACAACAAGGGUAUCGAGGUUGCUAUAUACAAAUUCUGGACUCGCUAUAUUGGCUUUAUCAGCAAAUGCAGUCCACAAACUUUGGAAAUGGCAGAGAAGUGAAAGGAACGUAACUGGGAAAUCAACUGCUAACAUCGCACCUCAACUGUGGCAACCCGCGAGUGGAACUUUGAUGACAAACGAUAUUAGUAACACUAAUCCUGAAGAGGCUGUUUCUUGCUUUGCACUUUCGAAAAAUGACUCUUAUGUUAUGUCUGCUUCUGGAGGCAAAGUCACUUUGUUCAAUAUGAUGACUUUCAAGACUAUGACCACAUUCAUGGCGUCACCACCAGCAGCAACAUUUCUGGCGUUCCAUCCACAAGACAAUAAUAUUAUUGCCAUUGGCAUGGAAGAUUCGUCAAUCCAAAUAUACAAUGUCAGAUCCGACGAGGCUAAAACCAAACUCAAAGGCCACCAGAAGAGAAUAACUGGGCUUGCCUUCUCUAAUGUUUUGAAUAUCUUAGUGUCUUCAGGGGCAGAUUCUCAGCUUUGUGUCUGGAGUACAGAUGUGUGGGAGAAGCAGACAAGUAAGUUCUUGCAGGUUCCGACUGGUCGAACACAGGCUCCUUUAGCCGACACCAAAGUGCAGUUUCACCAAGAUCAGAUCCAUUUAAUGGUAGUUCAUGAAACUCAGAUAGCCAUAUAUGAAGCUCCUAAGCUCGAUUGCCUUAAGCAGUGGGUCCCGCGAGAAGCGAGUGGUCCGAUCACACAUGCAGCCUAUUCAUGCGACAGUCAGUCCAUUUAUGUCAGCUUUGAAGAUGGAAGUAUAGGCAUUUUAACUGCUGCUAACUUACGGUUGAGAUGUCGAAUUAAUCCAUCUGCUUAUCUACCUACAAACCCGAGCUUAAGAGCACAUCCUCUGGUCAUUGCUGCUCAUCCAACCGACACUAAUCAGUUUGCUUUGGGACUUAGCGAUGGUGGAGUUUACAUCAUCGAACCGUUAGAAUCGGAAGGAAAAUGGGGCACUUCUCCACCACAUGAAAAUGGUGCCGGGCCAAGCACAGCUCCAUCUGGUGCCCCCGUUUCAGAUCAACCCCAAAGGUAACAAAAGGUGUUUAUUUUGCUUAGUUUGGGUCGCAUACAAAUGUAAAUUCAUCUACUACUCCUUUGGUGUGGUGCUCCUUCCUAAGAUGGAUGGGGUCGCAAGAUUAGAGUUUGUAGAUGAGAUGAACUGGAUUCUUGAAUUUUUUUUGUUUGUUGUUUAUUAGUUUUACAUCAAAAGGCGGUAGUGCUAACUUGAAUUUUGAAUUUUGGUUGAUUACUUUUUUUUUUUAUAGAUCGGUUGAACAAAAUCUUUGUAAAUCUUCAAGAAAAUUAUCUAUUCUACAUUUAUCCUAUUGAAUGAAAUAUUAUUUUGUUUA